UGAUGCGAAAGUUUCUCCUGUUCCUCCCGUGUUGGUGCCUCAAGGUCAAUUAAAGCGCACGCGCUUGUAAGAUAGCGUUGUUCUUCGGGCUAAAGUAUAAAUACAUUGGUUUUCGUUACUGUCGUUCUGAUCGUGUUCUUCUUCUGUGUGGAUAUGCAGCUCGACUUCUGCUACAACAAGAUUUUAAUAUUUCAUCCGACAAUGAGGUUAUUCGCAAUAUUAUCCAGAACUAUAUUGCCCUUCACCUGGGAUGUGCAGUAUAUCUAUAACCAACUAAGAAAUACUAUCAAGUUACCGGGACCCUAGGGAAGAGCACUGGUUAGGUGAUGGGUUAAGUAAAAAUAUUACUGGUUCACUAUCUCUAAAAAUGAAUUUUAGACAUACUACCAAAGUACUGAAUGUCCACCCACCGUUGUUGUUAUCUUCUUGUGAUGGUCGGUCUUGCCUAGCGUGAUGAACCAAUUGGGCUAUACUGGCUGGGAUAUUCGUUCCUCAAUGUCCUACAAUGUCAAGCAGAUAGGUUGAAAAACAGUAAGACUAAAAGCAGCAAACUUAAGGUCCAAAGGUGAAGCAGUACUGCUGACUGUACAGGCGUGAUGGAAGUAAGGCGUUUUCCCCAGACAGCCAGCAUAACAGCGAUGCUGCCUUCCCACAAAGCACACACAUGUACUCCCAUCAGUAAAACUUGGAUGAUGUUCGCGUACUCUCGGAUUAAUGUUGUAAGGUCUAUUCCGUUAAUAAGAAGCUACGUUGGUUCGUGCUACUUAAGACUUUUUACGACUAAGUCAGAUGCAAAUGAAUCAUCAGAAAACUGCGUUGUUUCUGAUUUUCCACUGCUUAGUGAAGCUGUGAAUGCAAAAGACUUUGAAUUAGUAUCGAAAAUAGUUGUGGAACAGGAUCCCUUUGAGGUUAAACGCAUACGGAUCCCUAUAGAAAAUUCAAAGUCCUCUCCUAAUCUUAUUCCUUCACAGUCACACAGGCGAAUGGUUGGAUGCAUCUGUGAACCGGAAGCGGACUCUAUCAAUUGGCUAGAAUUAGAAAAAGGCGAUCCAGUUCAGUGUUAUUGUGGCCACUGGUUUAAAUUAGUCAAUUAUGAAGACUACUUUAAUAUGACUAAUCAAUAAAACUGUUCAUAAAUACGUUCUAAUCUAUUAGUUUAAUUUGCUACCAUAUUCAGUAUAAUAUUCAUUGCCGUCUUUGAAUAAUUGAAAACUGUGUCUUACUAUUCAGUGUAAUGAUAAAUGCCAAAACUGAACUGCGUAAAAAUGAUUCUAAUUUAAGUAGUAUGUACUCCAAAUGUAUUUAUCUUCCUGUUGGUUAUCCUAUUGAGUAACUUGCUUACUAACUUGUCGAAAGUGGAAAAGAUAGCACCAAAUAUAUACAAAUACUGACCAAGAACUUUAACAGAGGAAUCUGAAGCCCAAAAAGUAUGGUCGGUCG
Messenger RNA from Schistosoma guineensis, 1440 nucleotides. The record is from the annotation of a GenBank genome assembly. NCBI's taxonomy places the organism in Eukaryota, Metazoa, Platyhelminthes, Trematoda, Strigeidida, Schistosomatidae.